Enterobius vermicularis (human pinworm) is the source of this 789-nucleotide messenger RNA. NCBI's taxonomy places the organism in Eukaryota, Metazoa, Nematoda, Chromadorea, Rhabditida, Oxyuridae. The record is from the annotation of a GenBank genome assembly.
AUGAUCAGUAUCGGCAACAUUACUCAUCAUGAACUUGAAAUUACAGAAGCUAAAUCUUUUUUCUAUGUUGCUAUUUAUGGCGUUUACGCUAUUUUCGAGCGAAAUUGGCUAAAAGCAAAGAAUUAUUUUUUAGACAUUGGUAGUUUCUCAAAGUUUGGUUCACCUUGUAUCUGGAAUCGCGAUUAUCAUCCGUCAGAUGAAGUUUUCGAAAAAUUUAACAGUCAUCAAACCUAUCGUUACUAUGCAAUGUGGGGUGCAGCAAUCCUGUAUUUACUUGGCCUUGCAACAUUCCUGGUUUGCUCUAUUUUCGGGAUGAUUGGAUGUUGGCGACGGAGUACUAAGAUCGUUCUGACUACAGCACUGUUGAUGCUUUUUUCAGUAAUGUUUUUGGCUGGCUCAAUGGCUUGCUGGCACUUGGUUAACUACUUGGAGAGGCAUGUCUUAGAUGUUCCGUCAUUCUACAAAUCAUGGGAACCGAUCCUGAAACAGGCAACGAAAUUUAGCUAUGGUUGGUCUUACAUCGUUUCGUGGGCUGGAAUUGGUUUUAUUUUGUUGGCCUCUACAUUUAUGUUGUUGUCUUACAAGAAGAUCAAGGAAGAAGAAGAACGAGCUGUUGAGGUGAAACACGCACCGUACAUGGUGUCUAAUUACUACGAUAAGACGUCAGCAAUGGUUCCAUACGCUUAUGGCACCUAUGGAUAUGGAGCUGGAGCUUAUCCACCAUACUAUGGCCAGUAUAUGAACACGUUGAGCAAUGGAUACUACGGAUACAUGACCUAUGCUCGCUAA